Ruditapes philippinarum (Manila clam) is the source of this 1738-nucleotide messenger RNA. RefSeq lists its product as uncharacterized. The coding region runs from base 51 to 716 and encodes 221 amino acids. The transcript has 3 exons. Lineage: Eukaryota; Metazoa; Mollusca; Bivalvia; Venerida; Veneridae. The record is from RefSeq and is a predicted model, not a curated record.
CCACGAAAUAUAAGGAACAAUUUCAAACUUCCAGUGAUGAUAAAACCGGCAUGAAACAGAAGAAACAAUACUUGGAAAAGGAAAAUGAAGAGAAAACUGCUCAAACUCUGGGUACUGUCCGAGAAGAUUAUUUACCAAUAGAGAUUUACAGUAGGUCAAAUCAAGCAUGGCCAAAGUGUGACACCCAAAGCCCCGAGCAGAAUAUUGGACAAAAAAGGAGCUCUUAUAUGUCUGAAACUUCAAAGGAGAAGUUGUACGAAGUAAAAAAAGUUGGAAAAUCUUGGCUUCUUGGUAAACCCGGAGGAAAAUUAUAUGUCUGCCCACUAUUAUCGAAUGCAACAGAAGUAGAAAUUUCAGACAACUUCAUUGAAGCUGAUGAUAAAGUUUAUGAAAUUAAAGAAGACGAAUUUGAACAAGUGUGUCUUGUAAGUGUUGAAGAAAUACCUAUUUAUAAUCAGCACAAUAGUAACAGAGAGCCCAUGGAGUCUCGACAGAGGGAAUCAAGUUCCCCUAGUUUAAUAUCUCAAAGAAGAAGCAGAGGAUGGUUCCAAUCACACCAACAAGAAACACUGCCUCAAUAUGCAGAAAACCUAAAUGAAAUGACAAUUACAGAUGGAUCAGAGAUCGGGAAGAAUGAGGACCAGUACUACUUAUUAGAGGCAGGUCAAACAGAAGACUCAAGUUUGAUAGAAGUUGCUUUUCCUGCAAAACAGUGAAAAUUUUUAAAACUUGAGACAUCAAAUUGUUAUUUUUAUGAAUUUUCUUUACGACUGAACGGAUUUAAGUAAGACUUCAAAUAGAUGUUUCUGAUGAGCACUCAUGGUUUUCAUGAAAUAAUUGUUGCACUUAUAUUUAAAGAAAUAUCUUAUCAGGAUUUCGUUUAAAAUUAUCAUUUUGUACUCUACCCUCUUUCUAUCGCGUGCAUCUUCCUUUCCAAUAUAUUAAGUUUGUUAUUUAUUAUCAUAACUCUCUAGAAACUUACAGUUAAGGAAUUGUUUUAAACUAUAACUGAGGAUUUGUCUAAAAAAUAUCAGUUAAGCUUACAUAAGUAUGACAUGAUUUUACUUUUUACUUAUUUUUUUAUUCGUUACAACAAAUAGACUGUUACAAUUUGAUAUUUCACAUUAGUUUAUAUCAAUGUUAAGUUGUGCGAUAGUUUCGUUUUUUUAUUCAGUAAGACAUGAAUAUACUGUAAUUUGCAAACAACCGUUUUUUACGGCCAAAUAACCUGUCUUAAUAGUAUAUUUCAUUCAUAAACAUGAUUUUACCAGACAGUCUACGGAGUAACAUGGGAAGUCAAUGGCAGUUGUGGGAUAGAGGAAUUUCUGACCAUCCAUUAUGAAAGUGAAAAGGGAAACUUUGGAUUAUUUAUUUAUUCAUACAGCCAUAUAUUAAAGUUUAUCUGCCAGGACUUAUAAAGAAAAUAAAUAUACUUGCUCUCAGCUUACAACAUAUCCUUAAAAAGUAUUCUUUCAUGAAUGAUUGGAAAAGAUAAUAUCAUAUCAUGAUCGAAUGUAAUACAUGUAUUUCUACUUGCUAAUCUAAAGGAUAUUUAGAAAAUUCUAUCAAAACAGUCGGUAAUGAAUUUUAUAACUUUACCGGAUAUAAAACUGUGAACCAAAUUUAAGCUUGGUUUCUUUUGUCAACCUACAAAAACUCAUUUCAUUUAAGAUGAAAGGGAGUGCAAAUUGAUGUAAUCAACAUAUGGUUCCUUCAUUAAAGGUACGUAUUGCAGUUC